AUGGCAGGAUUUGGGGGUAUACAGGGGCCACUACCAGUGUUUUAUGGGAAGCAGUUUGAAGACUGGCGCAUUAAAAUGCAAGCCAUUUUUCGCUUCCAGGAUGUUUCAGAGGUGAUAGAAGAUGGGUUGCCCGAGUUGAGUGACAGGGCCACUGAAGAAGAGAAAAAGAGUUAUAAGUGGCAAGUAAAACUGGAUAGCAAGGCAAGGUUUCUGCUGUACCAGUGUGUCAGCCCAAAGAUCUUCAACAAGAUCUCCAAAGCUGCUACUGCUAAGGAGGUAUGGGACAUCUUAGUAAAGACUUAUGGGGAUGGAGACAGAAACACAAAAGUUAAACUGCAGGCACUGAGAAGACAAUUUGAAAUUCUAGUCAUGGAGGAGAAUGAAACCGUGGCUGAGUACUUUGAUAAGGUACAAGAAUUAGUAAAUAAGAUGAGGGCCUGUAAAGAUGGAAUAUCUGAUGAGUAUAUUGUUGACAAGAUCCUGAGAACACUAUCAUCCAGAUUUGAUAAUGUUGUGGUUGCUAUAGAGGAAACCAGAAGGAAGGAAACCAUGGAGAUAGAGGAGUUCUUGAACUCAUUGGAGGCUCAUGAAUUUCGUAUUAAUGAGUGCAGACAAUGCCAGGAGCAGGCCUUGCAGAAACUUGACCAUUAUGCCAAGGAUUGCUGGAGUGGUGAAGGUGCUAAGAACAAACCAAAGAAAAGGGCUAAUUUGGCCCAAGAGGAGGAAUCUGACUCAGAACCAGUGAUGUUGACGGCUAAAACUGAGGAAAAUUCAUCAGAAAAAGAUGUGUGGUACUUAGAUUCUGGUUGCUCUACCCACAUGACAGGUAGAAAAGACUGGUUUGUGGGAAUUAAGGAUGUUGCACAAGGAAAAAUUCGUUUUGCUGAUGACAGAAGCUUGAUGGCAGAAGGUACAGGCAGAGUUGUUCUAAGGGAUGCAGAAGGAAAGGAAGUCACAAUUGAAGAGGUACUGUAUGUACCAGGUUUGAAAUCAAAUUUGCUAAGCUUGGGGCAGCUACUGCAGAAGGGCUAUGUGAUGAAAAUGGAGGAUAACGGCCUUAGUAUUUUCAACCAACAGAGGAGAAUGAUUGUACAAGCUCAGCUGUCACACAAUCGGACAUUCAGGGUUGUGAUGAGUGCAGUAAAACACCAGUGCUUCACUGCCUCAGAGAGCAAGGAGGAAUGGCUUUGGCAUUUGCGGUUUGGGCAUUUAAAUUUCAGAGAUCUGUCUCUGUUAGGACAGAAGAGAAUGGUGAAUGGAUUGCCUAAUGUUGAGAUUGCAGACACAGUGUGCAGUGAGUGUGUGCAGUGUAAGCAAACAAGGGGCAGUUUUCAGAAGAAUCUACCCAGAGAUCUGCAGGAAGACUAG
Messenger RNA from Vigna umbellata (rice bean), 1368 nucleotides. The record is from RefSeq and is a predicted model, not a curated record. Lineage: Eukaryota; Viridiplantae; Streptophyta; Magnoliopsida; Fabales; Fabaceae.